Messenger RNA from Raphanus sativus (radish), 1770 nucleotides. RefSeq names its product zinc finger BED domain-containing protein DAYSLEEPER-like. Lineage: Eukaryota; Viridiplantae; Streptophyta; Magnoliopsida; Brassicales; Brassicaceae. The transcript has a single exon. The record is from RefSeq and is a predicted model, not a curated record. Gene Ontology annotation, molecular function: DNA binding; protein dimerization activity. The coding region runs from base 1 to 1770 and encodes 589 amino acids.
AUGGUGUGGGAUCACUUCACCACCGAGACCGAUGAUCUACCUCCCAAGAAACGUCAGAGUUCUUCUGCUAAUAUCCCUCUAGAUCAAGAUCGCUGCAACCAUGAGAUGGCAAAGAUGAUCAUCAUGCAUGAUUACCCUCUUCGUAUGGUCGAUCAUUUUGCCGGUUUCUUGAAGGCUCUUCGUCCACAGUUCAGUAUGCCAAGCUUAGACACCAUUCAUGAUGAUUGUUUCUUAAUGUUCUUGUCACAAAAGCAGAAACUUUCAGACAUCAUUGCAGAGAUACCUGGGGGAGUUAACCUUACAGUAGACUUGUGGUCAUCAAAGCAAUCAGUGGGUUAUGCCUUUGUGUCCGGUCACUUUGUUGAUAAACACUGGAACUUAACUCACCUCCUUCUGAAUGUAUCUGUAGUUGCUUCUCCUGAUUCAGAUUCUGCGUUGAACCAACCUCUCGCAGCUUGCUUGUCUGAAUGGAAACUGGAAGGGAAGGUUUCAAGCAUCACUGUAAACAAAACCUGCAUUGAUAAUCUCAGAGGUUUCUUGUCUGUCAAGAACCAGCAUGUGUUGAAUGGUCAGUUGUUGAUGGGGCAAUGCUAUGCUAACGUUCUAAGCAGUAUGGCUCAAGAUGCACUUGCAGAUGAGCAGUUGAUUAAGAAAGUCAGAGACAGCAUCAAGUUUAUUAAGACAAACGAGACUUGUGGAGACAAGUUUGAUGGACUGAAGAAACUGUUUCCAGCAACCGAUGAUGCUCCUCCGUACAAAGAUCUUAACGUUGACAACAAGACCAGAUGGGACACAAGUUACAACAUGUUGUUGGCUGCUUAUGAACACAGACAACUCUUGUCUUGUUUGGAAACCUGUUGUCCUGAUUACAAAGUAUCAUCAAUAUCUCCUCAAGAUUGGAGAAAGAUUGAUGGUCUCUGCUCGUGCUUGAAGGUUCUUUUCGAAGCGGGUAAUGUCUUGACAAGGCCAAAGAAUCUGACAGCAAACGAGUUGUACCAUGAGAUGAUUAAACUUCAGCUAGAGCUGAGCCAUGCAGCGAUGUGUGAGGAAGACCUUGCAAACUCGUUGUGGGAGAAAUUUGACGUGUACUGGAGAGGAUGCUUCUUGGUUUUGGCGGUUGCUGUGGUCAUGGAUCCUCGGUGCAAGAUGCAGCACAUUAAGGGUAACUUCACUGAGUUGUAUGGUGAAGAAGAUGCUGAGAAAUGGAUCAAGACUGUUAGUGAUGCUGUUCAUGAUCUCUACCUUAGCUACGGUAGUGAACAAAACCUUAUGGAUGCUAAUAUAGAUGCCAAUGAGACAAGUCGACAAGUAGAGCAAACCACAGAGUCACAUGAACAUGAGGGACAGCGUAAAGUAGAGAAGCAAGAACUUGGUGAAAAUUCUCAAGCAAAGCCACUAGCAGAUGAAGACAACAUGGGUGAUGUGCUUCUUCAGGAAGGGUCUACUCUUGUUACAAUUGGAGACUCGUUGUCAGACUUUGAGAUUUUCCUCACGGAGCUGAACCGUUACCUAGGUGAAACGUUGGUUCUGGGGUCAGAAGACUUUGACGUUCUGAGCUGGUGGAGGAUCAACAGCAAUAACUACCCUACACUCUCUAAGAUAGCUGCUGAUAUUCUCUCCUUCCCUUGCAGCACCGUCUCACCUGAUUCAGUAUUUGGCACAGAAGUGAAAGAGAUGGACAAUUAUAGGACCGCUCUUCCUCGUGUAACCUUGGAAGCUCUCUUGUGCACCAAGGAUUGGCUCAAAAACCAAGAAUUAUGGCAAUCUUGA